Molecule: messenger RNA, 1815 nt
Organism: Diceros bicornis minor
Lineage: Eukaryota; Metazoa; Chordata; Mammalia; Perissodactyla; Rhinocerotidae
Gene: MPI
Product: mannose phosphate isomerase
Exons: 8
Coding region: 38-1309 (423 amino acids)
Biological process (GO): carbohydrate metabolic process; GDP-mannose biosynthetic process
Cellular component (GO): cytosol
Molecular function (GO): zinc ion binding; mannose-6-phosphate isomerase activity
Source: RefSeq, a predicted model, not a curated record
AGCAUACGUGCGAGAAGCCAGGUCCGGUACCGCGACGAUGGCCGCUCAACGAGUAUUCCCACUUUCCUGUGUGGUGCAGCAGUAUGCCUGGGGGAAGAUGGGUUCCAACAGUGAAGUGGCUCGGCUGCUGUCCAGCAGUGACCCACUGGCCCAGAUCUCAGAGGACAAGCCAUAUGCAGAGCUGUGGAUGGGGACCCAUCCCCGGGGAGAUGCCAAGAUCCUUGACAACCGCAUCUCGCAGAAGACCCUAGGCCAGUGGAUUGCUGACAACCAGGACAGCUUGGGAUCAGAGGUCAAGGACACCUUUAAUGGCAAGCUGCCCUUCCUCUUCAAAGUGCUCUCAGUUGAAACGGCUCUGUCCAUCCAGGCACACCCUAACAAGGAACUGGCCGAGAAGCUGCACCUCCAGGCUCCACAGCACUACCCUGAUGCCAACCAUAAGCCAGAGAUGGCCAUUGCUCUCACCUCCUUCCAAGGCUUAUGUGGCUUCCGGCCAGUGGAGGAGAUUGUGACCUUUCUGACAAAAGUGCCUGAGUUCCAGUUUCUGAUUGGAGAUAACGCAGCAGCACAGCUGAAGCAGAGCAUGAGCCGUGACUCCCAGGCCAUGGCCUCUGCUCUGCAGAGCUGUUUCUCGCACCUGAUGAAGAGUGAGAAGGUGGUGGUAGUGGAACAGCUCAACCUGUUGGUGAAGCGUAUCUCUCAGCAAGUGGCUGCUGGAAACAAUAUGGAGGACAUCUAUGGGGAGCUCUUGCUGCAGCUGCACCAGCAGUAUCCAGGUGAUAUUGGAUGCUUUGCCAUCUACUUUCUGAACCUGCUUACCCUGAAGCCGGGGGAGGCCAUGUUUCUGGAGGCCAACGUGCCCCAUGCCUACCUGAAAGGAGACUGCGUGGAGUGCAUGGCGUGUUCAGACAACACAGUGCGUGCUGGCUUAACUCCCAAGUUCAUCGAUGUGCCAACCCUCUGUGAAAUGCUCAACUAUACACCCAGCCCCAGCAAGGACAGGCUCUUUCCUCCAACACGGAGUCAGGAAGACCCCUACCUCUCUAUCUAUGAUCCCCCAGUGCCAGACUUCACCGUUAUGAAGAUGGAGGUCCCUGGCUCCGUCACUGAAUACAAGGUCUUGGCAGUGGAUUCUGCCAGCAUCCUCCUCAUGGUACAGGGGACAGUGACAGCCAGCACUCCCACAGCCCAGUCAAUAAUCCCUCUGCAGCGUGGUGGGGUGCUCUUCAUUGGAGCCAAUGAGAGUGUCUCCCUGAAGCUCACGGUGCCUGAGGACCUGCUGAUAUUCCGUGCUUGCUGUUUGCUGUAGAAGCCACAGCCUUCCUGGCUUUCCUCUCUGCCAGUCACCCUAAAUCCUAGCCAGCCUCACCUCCUCGGGUCCAGCCCAAACCGCUUCCUGCUAUGGACUCUUUGGGUAUGCCCAGGAAGAGCUAGGGUAGAGGAGUGAGCUUGAAGGUCUGACUCCUGAGCAGACCUAGGCUGAACCAUCUUCUUCCUGGGAGGAGAGGCCCAUGUGAGGACUAAGGAUUGACACUCCCCCUUGUGUUCUCACACACCUGAGCCAAGCUUUCCUCAGCCCAGGAGGUGGCAAGCUCUGUUCCAGCCUACACCAUUAGGCAAGCUGGUGAAAUCUGAUUAGUUCAGCAUCAGUCAAGAGCAAGAGGGUAGGUAAUUAAUUUCUAAGAAUAGGGUUCUGGCCCUGAGACUGCCCAUUUCCUCAGCUGCAGAGGAGGGGAAAGGGUAAACCUGCGGACUCAUGAUGCUCAUCAUCACCCUCUUGCUCUGUCAAAGCAAUUAAAGAUCACUUGUGUUGAA